Sesamum indicum (sesame) is the source of this 2150-nucleotide messenger RNA. Its product is annotated as low affinity inorganic phosphate transporter 1. Gene Ontology annotation, biological process: transmembrane transport; phosphate ion transport. The record is from RefSeq and is a predicted model, not a curated record. NCBI's taxonomy places the organism in Eukaryota, Viridiplantae, Streptophyta, Magnoliopsida, Lamiales, Pedaliaceae. Gene Ontology annotation, molecular function: phosphate transmembrane transporter activity. Gene Ontology annotation, cellular component: membrane.
GAUGCCUUUGACGAGGGGGCUUCGUUGUAGUUUAAAUAAGGGAGGCUGCCCCCCGUUUUCCUCCACACUAACUCAAACACAAACUGCUCUUUCUUACUCACUCCUCUUCUUGAAAAGCUCUUCAUUUUGAGUUCAGACAAUAAUUAUUAAUCAGUGCAGACAGAGUUUCAGGUCUCAUAAUUUCGUGCCUCACGUAGUAUUCUCGGAGAAACUCUGUGAAAGAAUUCGACCAAAGGGUGUAAAGAAACUGCCAAAAUUUAAGCUUUGAUGGCUAGAGAACAGCUGCAAGUGCUUAAUGCACUUGAUGUGGCCAAAACGCAAUGGUACCAUUUCACUGCAAUUGUGAUAGCUGGGAUGGGCUUCUUCACCGACGCCUAUGAUCUCUUCUGCAUAUCUCUGGUGACGAAGCUGCUCGGCCGCAUUUACUACCACCACGACGGGGCGUUGAAGCCCGGCACGCUGCCGCCCAACGUCUCGGCCGCUGUCAACGGUGUAGCCUUUUGUGGCACGCUUGCUGGCCAGCUCUUUUUCGGGUGGCUCGGCGAUAAAUUAGGCAGGAAAAAGGUCUACGGAAUGACACUUAUGCUGAUGGUGAUCUGCUCAAUUGCCUCGGGGCUUUCCUUUGGCGACAGGCCUAAGGCUGUUAUGGCUACUCUCUGCUUCUUCCGGUUCUGGCUGGGAUUCGGCAUUGGUGGCGACUACCCUCUCUCGGCCACGAUCAUGUCCGAGUACGCCAACAAGAAGACUCGUGGGGCUUUCAUUGCUGCCGUUUUUGCAAUGCAAGGUUUUGGAAUCUUGGCUGGCGGGAUGGUGGCGAUCAUUGUUUCAGCUGCGUUUAAGGCCGCUUAUCCGGCCCCUGCGUAUCAGGAUAACCCCUUAGCUUCUACUGUCUCGCAGGCUGAUUUCGUUUGGCGUUUGAUCCUAAUGUUUGGUGCGCUCCCGGCUGCCCUGACGUACUAUUGGCGUAUGAAGAUGCCAGAAACUGCCCGUUACACUGCUUUAGUGGCCAAGAACGCGAAACAGGCUGCUUCCGAUAUGUCAAAGGUGCUGCAGGUUGAGCUAGAGGCGGAACCGGAGAAAAUCGAGAGGUUUGCUCAGUAUAAAGGCAAUGACUUCGGGUUGUUUUCGAAAGAGUUCGUUCGCCGCCAUGGACUUCAUUUGCUCGGCACGACAACCACUUGGUUCUUGCUGGAUAUCGCCUUUUACAGUCAGAACCUUUUCCAGAAAGACAUUUUUAGUGCUAUUGGAUGGAUCCCACCAGCCAAGACAAUGAAUGCACUUGAAGAAGUCUUCAGAAUUGCAAGGGCUCAGACUCUGAUUGCCCUUUGCAGCACUGUUCCAGGCUACUGGUUUACAGUGCUUUUUAUCGACAGAAUAGGGAGGUUUGCGAUCCAGCUCAUGGGAUUCUUCUUCAUGACUGUGUUUAUGUUCGCAUUAGCCAUUCCUUACACUCACUGGACUCAUAGGGAAAACAGAAUUGGUUUUGUGAUCAUGUACUCACUCACUUUCUUCUUCGCCAACUUCGGGCCAAACGCUACGACGUUUGUCGUCCCAGCUGAGAUUUUCCCAGCAAGGUUAAGGUCCACGUGCCACGGUAUAUCAGCAGCUGCAGGCAAAGCUGGGGCAAUUGUCGGGGCGUUUGGAUUUUUAUAUGCAGCACAGCCUAAGGACCCAAGCAAGAGGGACGCCGGCUACCCUGCAGGCAUUGGCAUCAAGAACUCACUCAUCGUGCUCGGAUGCAUCAACGCGUUAGGCAUGUUUUUCACGCUUUUGGUGCCCGAGUCCAAGGGUAAAUCUUUGGAGGAACUGUCGGCCGAGAAUGAGAAUGAGGAUGAGAAUGGGACAGUGGAAAUGAGGCCAACGGCUGCUAAUGACUUUAGGACAGUGCCAGUUUAAGUAGGUCUGUCCAUUAAGUAUUUGAGGUUACUAUAGAUGAAUGUGUGAAGUUUACAUGGCCAUUUAGGGUUGUUUUUUAAGUGGUUUAUGUUGUUUUAUGUCUUAAAGGUGGAGUAUAUAAGGUCCUUGCGUUUAUUCUCUCUUUUGCCAUGGUCUUGUAGUAUUCCAAGUGCGGUGCCAUAAUGAAAUGUAAUUAGAGUACAAACUCAAGAAACAGGUUGGAUUUCGUCGAAUUUGAAUCUAUUAUGUAACAA